Molecule: messenger RNA, 3065 nt
Organism: Eurytemora carolleeae
Lineage: Eukaryota; Metazoa; Arthropoda; Copepoda; Calanoida; Temoridae
Product: polypeptide N-acetylgalactosaminyltransferase 5
Exons: 7
Coding region: 53-1861 (602 amino acids)
Cellular component (GO): Golgi apparatus
Source: RefSeq, a predicted model, not a curated record
AUAUAUUUUUUUUCAGAGAAAGUAUUAUUAAAAACAGAACUAAGGUUGCGAAAUGCUACAGUUAGUUCUGCUCAUCUCUCUAGUUGGUAGUUUGCAUGGAUAUGAUCACAUUAAUACUCCAUAUUUCAAGGUUGUGUUGACGAACAGUUAUGAGGAUGGGUUGAAGGGAGUUCAUCUGAAGAAUAAACUGCAGCAAGAUCAGGCUAUGCAGGAUUUUGUGAACGGAAGGUUGGCUGCGGGUGAGAUGGGCACAGGGGUACAGUUGGAUAAUAUUAAACCUAAGGAAAAAGAAAAGAAGGAGAAAAUGUACCAAGCUCACGGUUUUGAUGAAUAUAUCAGUGAAUACAUGAUCUCCUUGAACAGGAGUUUACCAGACAGAAGAGAUAAUUAUUGUAAGAAAAGUGAAAAUAUUCUCUUCAAAGUUUCAGAUUUACCCAAAACCUCAGUUAUUGUUAUUUUCCAUAAUGAAGCAUGGUCUACUCUGAUUAGAACUGUGUACUCUGUAUUAAACCGUUCUCCUGCAGAACUAAUAGAAGAAAUUAUUCUUGUUGAUGAUGCCAGUACACUUCCACACCUUGGAGAUAAACUAACCAAGGCUGUAGAGAAGAUGGAUAAGGUUCGUCUGCUCCGGAUGGAUCAACGAAGUGGGCUCAUGAGAACAAGAAUGGCCGGAGUAAAAGCCGCCAAGGCAGAUGUUCUCACUUUUCUUGAUUCUCACAUAGAGGCUACUGAGGGUUGGUUGCAACCACUUCUGGAGAGAAUUCGUCUCAAUCCUAAAGCUGUACCUUGUCCCGUCAUCGAGGAGAUUAACGACAAAACUUUUCAGUAUAAGUUUGUAACACGUGACCUGGAGGGGGUUUUCUACUGGAGUUUGGACUUUGGGUGGAGAGAAGUAAUUCGUCCUGAUUGGUCUCCGUACACUACACCAGCUAUGGCAGGGGGACUCUUCGCUAUCAGGAAGGAUUGGUUCAAGGAGCUAGGAUACUAUGAUGACGGUAUGGAGAUCUGGGGAGGUGAACAGCUAGAACUAUCCUUCAAGGUCUGGAUGUGUGGUGGAGAAAUAGAGAUAGUUCCUUGCUCUAGGGUUGGGCAUAUAUUCAGAUCCUUUAGUCCGUACAAGUGGAGAACUGAUCUAAAGAUUCCUGAGUACAAUUACAAGCGUGUAGCUGACGUCUGGAUGGAUGAAUAUAAAGCCUUGUAUUUUGACAGGGUUGGAAACACUCUGUCCUCACUAGAGGAGAAUCUAGGAUACUACGGAGAAAUAGAGUCAAGGAGAAAACUACGAGAAUCCCUCAACUGUAAAUCCUUUCAGUGGUUUCUAAAGAGCCAUGUUCCCCAUUUAGGAUCCCACUAUAUCAUUGGAUCUGGAGAGAUUAGAAACUUUCAUCAUCAGUUCUGUCUGGAUCAACAGGAUACUGAGAACAAUGUUGGUUUCCCCGUUCUUGUCUUUGAUUGCACCAACAAGAAAGGAAACCAGUAUUGGUAUUAUACCUCCGAGGGGAAAAUAACCAGGGAUUUUCUCUGCUUCGGAAAGAAAUCUCCUGACUCGGAGAACGAGAGUCAUCUUGAGCUAGUAAACUGUGACGGAGCUGAUCUGUGGAAUUAUGAGCCAAGGACGGGUGCACUACAACAUCUUGAUUCCGGGAACUGUUUAAAGGUGACCAGAACUCCUCUCCUUCUCUGGUUGGUUCCUUGUAAUAGCAUGGACACGGAGCAGAAGUGGUAUUUUACCAACUACGAUGAGGAGGGAAUACCUAAGGUUUCUGAUGAUGACGAAUAUGAAGAUGAUGAUGAUAUUGAUAACAAUGAUGAUAAUAUGGAGAGCAAUGAUGAAGUGGAGAAAGACCACGAUGAACUCUAAAAACGAGAGCUUAGCCGUUUUUUAAACUAAAUUUGAAAAUUUUCACGAGUUUUCACAUAAAGCUAUCAAUAUGAGAGUUAUGCCUGCAGUUUCUCCUCUCUCCUCUCUGGACAUCAAAUAUGAAUCCGUCCCGGUCAAAAGAUAAUUUUUUGUUACGUCUUCCAGUUUAUGUAAAUAAGUACUGUACAUUCCACUAAUACACUGGGCAUUUAAAAAUCAAAAAUGAACAGGGGUUUUUGAAUUAUUUUAGUUGAAUUUUGACAUGGAAGAAUCAGCCAAUUUUACUCUUAAAACUUUCGAGUUGAUUAUUAUUUUUAUUACUUUCUUUUUUAUGCUGUGCAAGUUUUUAUUCAGGGCGCUUUUUUUAAGAACGAACCAACGAUUUUAAGUAUUUCAAUAUAAUUUACUUGAAUUUUUAUUUUGAAAUGUUAAACAAACUUAUUUAGUAUUUCUACACGUUACAGGUGUUCUUUCCUACUGUUGUGAAUGCCAUAUAUGUAAAUCAAGUUAUUUAUUCUCCCCUUGUUCAUUGUAAAUGUAAUUGAAGUUUUUGUAUUUUUGAUAAUCUAAUGACGAAAAUGUGUUUCACCGUUUGGACCGAUUGCUCGAAUAAUAUAAUGCAAUUUAAUAUUUUGCAUAAUUUAUUCAAGCCAUACACCUGUGUUUGUUUGUUUUUCAAGUCUGUGGCUUGGCCAGGCCUGGCUCUAAAUAUAGAUACAGUAAUUGACAUUUGAGUUGGCAGGUCUCUUCUAUACAACUGAAUGUUCACUGUACAGGAUUGGGUUGUCAGAAUAUAUUUUAAACAAACGUGAUUAUCUACGUUUUUUUGUAUAGAAGAACAUUAUGUAGUUAAAAAGCUAAAUAUUUUUUACCUUUUUUGUGCAAUGCAAGCGUGCAGAAAACCCUGAGUUUAUUUCAGAAGCUAUUAAUAACAACUUUACUUUGCUGCCAAGGACAUCGUCCGCCUGUAAACACAAGGGCGUCAAGAGACCAUUGUGUCACGUCAACGAUCAAUUCAAAUGUCGGUUACUAUAUAUCCGUUAACUAUGUGCCUUACCGUGUUCUUAUCUCGACUAAUGUGAUAUUUUGAUAAAUAUUAUUAUUAAAGUAAUGAUAUUCAUGUAUUUUCUUAAUGUAAUUAAUGUAUUUAUUUAGAUUUUUGCAUUAGGUUUGAUUGUUUAACUUUACACUGUUUGUUUUCAGA